UCUACAGACUACAACACAACCAUAGUGUUUUGGAAUUAUUUAACACGGAGCAUUUAUCAUCCACUCAAGAAGUUUGCUCUUUAAGCCGGACUACAGCUUCAUCCGUCAUAUUCGACCUUACUUAUUAGAACCUCAAACUGAUAGCCUAUACCUUGAGCCCGUUCGAGUCCGAAUCCACCAAGAAUUAGCCAUGUCAUACUCCGGCUUCUACGACGAAGGCAGCCCGAUGGGCAUGUAUCAAAACGCCAUGCUCGGCCGGCGCGGAGGAGCGCCGCGGCGUUUCGACGAAUACUUCCGAUGCUAUCCAGUGGUCAUGCUGCCCGGGCCCGACCGAGAAGACGCCAAUCAUGGCGGCAAAGUGUUUCUUCCUCCAAGUGCCCUGGACAAGCUCACCCGGCUCCAUAUCACCUAUCCGAUGCUCUUUGAACUGGUGAACGGCGCCAGAGAUCGACAGACCCACGCAGGUGUGCUGGAAUUCAUUGCCGAAGAGGGGAAGGUGUACUUGCCACACUGGUUGAUGGAAACCUUGCUGCUAGAACCCGGCGACCUUAUCCAAAUCAAAUCGACCGAUCUCCCUCUAGGCUCCUUCAUCAAGCUCCAACCGCAAUCCACCGACUUCCUCGAGAUUUCCGACCCCAAGGCCGUCUUAGAGAACGCGUUCCGUAACUUCUCUUGCCUGACCACCAACGACGUCUUCACCUUCUCCUACAACGACAACAUCUACAGUGUCGCCGUCCUGGAAACGAAACCAGAGAACCCUAAGAAGGCGAUAUCGGUGUUGGAGACGGAUCUAAGCGUCGACUUUGCAGCCCCCGUCGGAUAUGAAGAGAAGAUUGCCGCCGAGAAAGCGGCACGUGACGCCGCCAAAGCCAAGGCCAGGCCAGGCAUGGCAACCGGUAGCAGCAGCGGCACCUCUACCCCACGAAGCGGUUUUGGAGGCGCACCUCUGGCGAAUGAAUCCGGAGUGGUUCACCCACACGGGACCAUGGCCCAAGCGAUCAACUACCCGUCCAUCGCUCCGAAUCGCACCGGACAAGCACCGGGAACGUCCACGAGCUCACAUUUCCAAUCUGAGGGCCGCCGUAUCACCACGAGGAAACCCGGCGCUGCAGAAUCAUCUGCAGCAUCUUCGAGCACUGCCCUGCCGAUCGCACCGCCCGCCUCGUCUGCCGCCGCUAGCCGGACGCAUGAAAAUGGACCGCUGCCACUGCGGUUGCCGGAGGGCAAGCUCUUUUUCGGGUACGGCAUCGUGCCGGUGAAACAAAGUGCCGACGGAGCCGAGGGGGCCGGGGACGAUGACAAGAAAGGGCGGUUCCAAGGCGCAGGGAUGAACCUGAGGAAGAAGAAGGGGGGGAAGUGAACGAUGGUUCCAGGAACAGCGAUCAGGAUCGCCUUCGGGGCAAAGAUGCAGGGAAAUGAUGGGAUGAAAAGGGCGAUUUUUUGGAGCUAAGACCAUGAUGAUGAACUAUAAUGGCUGGAAUGAUCAUAUGGCAGGUGACUCUGGCGCAAGGGGGUUCUCCAACAUCCACGUCAUGCAUCACCAGCAAGG
Eremomyces bilateralis CBS 781.70 is the source of this 1549-nucleotide messenger RNA. RefSeq names its product UFD1-domain-containing protein. Gene Ontology annotation, cellular component: VCP-NPL4-UFD1 AAA ATPase complex. The transcript has 3 exons. The record is from RefSeq and is a predicted model, not a curated record. Gene Ontology annotation, molecular function: polyubiquitin modification-dependent protein binding. The coding region runs from base 191 to 1360 and encodes 389 amino acids. NCBI's taxonomy places the organism in Eukaryota, Fungi, Ascomycota, Dothideomycetes, Eremomycetales, Eremomycetaceae.